This is a messenger RNA of Ogataea philodendri, 1344 nucleotides long. RefSeq lists its product as uncharacterized. Bases 1 to 1344 code for a protein of 447 amino acids. NCBI's taxonomy places the organism in Eukaryota, Fungi, Ascomycota, Pichiomycetes, Pichiales, Pichiaceae. Gene Ontology annotation, molecular function: protein kinase activity; ATP binding. Gene Ontology annotation, biological process: protein phosphorylation. The record is from RefSeq and is a predicted model, not a curated record. The transcript has a single exon.
AUGUCUGCAGAACAAUUCGAGGUGCACGAAGAAUUGGGACGCGGCGCGUUUGGGGUGGUUUAUCGCGCGGUGGAUAAACAGAACGGACGGCCUGUGGCCAUCAAACAGGUCGAUCUCGAGAGUUCCGACGAGUUGAACGAGAUCCAACAGGAGAUAAAGAUUCUCUCCACCUGUCAGCAUAGCAACAUCACGCGGUAUUAUGGCUGUUUCCUCAAAGGUUACAAGCUGUGGAUCAUCAUGGAGUAUCUGGGUGGGGGGUCGUGCUCAGAACUGCUCAAUGCAGGCCCGUUUGGCGAGAAAGCCAUCGCAUACAUCAUGAACAAGCUACUCCAUGCUCUGGUGUAUCUACACGAGAACGGCAAGAUUCACCGCGACUUUAAGGCGGCAAACGUGUUGCUGAGCGAGACCGGCGAGGUCAAAAUCGCCGACUUUGGCGUGGCCACCCAGCUCUCCAACAACAUGUCCAAGCGAAACACGUUUGUUGGCACCCCGUACUGGAUGGCCCCGGAGAUCAUUCUCCACCAGGCGUACACUUACUCGGCAGACAUCUGGUCGCUGGGAAUCACGGCGAUCGAGCUCGCGUACGGCAAACCCCCGCUGUCACAGUACCAUCCGUUUGACGUUCUGUUCCGCAUAGCAGAAGACGAGCCACCGCAGCUGGACUCGGGGUUUUCCAAGGAGUUUCGGCAGUUUGUGAGCCAGUGUCUGAAUAAGGAGUCGAAAAAACGGCCGACCGCAGCACAGCUGUUGCAGACGCCGUUUAUCAAGAUGGGCGCGGCCGUUGAUCCGGCAGAGGUACGCAAGUUGAUCCAAAAAAAGCUCCAAUGGGACCUGGAAACGGGCAACACUGAAAAACGCUACUACACCCCGACUUUGGUGGAAAACAGCGAGCCUGUUUUUGACCUCACCUUGAAGGAGGAGCCGGCCGCAACAUUGAAGCACGACCGGCCCCAGAAAGUGCCCUUGUCGCCGAUCCGGCCCAAAUCUUCGGCCAACGAAGACCCCGACGUUCGAAAGACUCUUAAUCGGAUCCUCAACCAGUCGUUCAACAAGAUCAACGAGAAAAACAGUCUUUCAACGUCGCAAUACGACGAGCUCGUCAAGUUCCAGGGAAUCAUGAUGGACUCGCUCGUAUUGAACCCAGACGAACACUACAGAGAUGUAUUCGCCAAGUAUUUGCGCUUGGUGCUGAAAAAAAUCAUGAAGCUCGAAAACAGUCCGCUCAAGGACAAACUGAUACCCAAGCCGGCGCCAGAAAAAGAACGUCCGCGCGAUGAGGUGGAGGAGGUGUUGCUCACCCGCUGGGCGGAGGGAAUGAUCGAACGCUGGAACGAUAAAUUAUAA